AUGCUCGCGCGACGAGACCAGGAGAACCUGGUGCACUCGCACCAGGUGACUGCGGCAACAAAGCCUCUGAACCAAGGCGUGCGGCAGCUGCAACCAAAGACUCCCGGCAACAGAGCUUCAAAGACGCCUUUCAAGAUCCCUUUGCGUGAUGAGAAUGAGCCCGCGGUAUUCGGAAAAAAAGGCAACGGGGGAGGGGCUGGUAUCGGCAAGGAAGCCUUCGUCACGCCUUUGGGCCCUCGCAAUCGCGCCCCUCUAGGAGCGAAAACCACAAAUGCCAAAACAGGCGCAUUCAAGACGCCGGGGUUGCAGCCAGAGACCUUGAAGACCCAGAAAACGAAGCACCGAGGCUCAAGUACGAAGAAGCCCAAGAAAGCAGAGAUUCAGGUUCAGCAAGCCCAGCCGCAGGUCUUUGAUGCGUCUGAAGUGGAUGAUGUCCCUGAUGUCGAAUAUGCACCACCAAAACCAAAAGAAUUGCCUGAUGAUCCAGAAGACAUCACCUAUGACACAACAUUUCCCCAAUUCCAGGGGCGCAAUAUAACCCGGGGAUGGGGGAAGAUAUACUAUGACGGUGAAGUGGGAGAGGACGGCCUCACUGCACGCCAGCGCAAGUUUCAGCAAGAUUCCGUCGCCUAUGACAAGAUUAUCGACGAAACAAUCCAAAAGCAAGUUGACAACAUCAAGCUGGAGGAUUUGUUUUCUCCCGAGGAGCCGGAUAUGCUCCAUCAGGUCGUCUCUAAGCAACUACCGCGCAAAAAGACCACACUACCAGACAGAGCGAGUACCCUGAAGUCACGAAAUGCUGCAGCUGCGCUAUCUCGCCCGGGAUCUGCAGCAACCGCUCGCAGUGAUACCGCCAGGACUUCUUCCACCACAGGUAAAUCCAAGAAUAUAUCGUCUUUAUUGCCAUCGAGAAGAAAGACACCCUCCCCUCCGGCUAAUGCCUCAACUGCCCGUCACGCCGCUGCUGCUGCCAGUUCCCGUACUACCGUGGGCUAUUCCAAAGGGAGAACGGUGUCUUCUACUCUUCAGAACAAGACGCCAGCCACCACCAAAUCGUCUCAACAGAAGACCAUCAUUGCUCCACAGACAUAUGUACAGCUCUAUGGAACGCCACCGAUUGACAGUGAGAUGUGGGUGCGGUGCAAAGAUGCGGGAUGCCUGCCUGAACUAGAGGUGGCUCUCGGCUAUGACGAUGAUGCCGCUGUUCCGUCCCUUUUUGAGGAAGAUGAAGAGACACAGAACUUCCAACUCACACUUUAA
Messenger RNA from Talaromyces atroroseus, 1260 nucleotides. RefSeq lists its product as hypothetical. The record is from RefSeq and is a predicted model, not a curated record. Bases 1 to 1260 code for a protein of 419 amino acids. Lineage: Eukaryota; Fungi; Ascomycota; Eurotiomycetes; Eurotiales; Trichocomaceae. The transcript is spliced from 3 exons.